AUUUCCCAGGAACUGAAAGAAACAAUGUCAAGUGGAUGAAUAAGAUAAGAAUUAUUUUACUUUUCAACUGCAUAAGUUUGAGCUAAGGAAUAUAACAAAAUUGUAUUGUGCUCAAAUAGUUGGAUGAAUGAUAUUGUAAUUUCAUUUUGUCUGUAAUGUUGUUCAGCAAAAAGUAAUGAGUUGGUACACAUCUAAACCAUUACUACUUGACGUAAAGAAUUCUUUUCAUCAUACUGACACAGAUGUUCAAGAAAGUGACAACGAUAAAAAUGAUUUUCAGAAGCAGGAUACCAUAGUUACGGUCACGCAUGAACAGCUUGCAAAAAUAGAUAAAGAUUUCGUGAGCUUGAAAAAAUUAUUUCUGCUUUUGGUAGCUUUAACAAUAGUCCUUCUAUUUGUGUGUUCAUUCUUAGUUAUUUACCUGGAAUCAAAAUGCGCAAGAAAUAAAUAUGGAAGCUUACCAAACUUUUUGACAUCAGUAGAUGAUAUAAACAAAAUUGUUCAAGAAAAUCUUGCAUCAAAUGAUUUUCUGAGUAGAGCGCAUAAACAUAUUUUCUGUGUUUCGUGCGACGCUUUGAGAGAGACUGAACCGCAUUUCUUUGAGUCCAUUGGAAACAACAAAUGCUGCAUUGAAAAUCUAUCGAUCUUCAUUCGACUUUUGAAAUAUACAUUUUUAAAGAGUUUGAAUGAAUACAAUUCGAAAGUAAGAAGUCUCAAGUCAAGAAUCGAUGACUUGAAAGAAGACAUCAACAUUUUAGAGACCGCUUUGUUCAUCUCAAACAAAACUAAUGUGACAGAUAGCACAAAUAAUGACGUUUCAAAAGAAAGUUUUAUGUGGGAUACAAUACAGAAAAACAACAGGCUGAUUAACACUCUGUUAAAUCGAAAGAGCUCAUUAUUACAUUUGACAGGAACAGCUGACCACACUGGUAUCCGUUGGACAGAAGAUAUACAAUCAGGUGACUUGUCGUAUGACGAGCAGGGCAUUCAUGUAAACAGUGGCGGAAAAUAUUUUAUCUACUGCAACAUUCAUUUCGCAAAGAAAGUUUGCAACGGAACAGAAAACUUCGAGUAUAGUAUCAGCCAAGAAUACUAUUCAAUGGAAUUCCUACCAAUUGCUAGAGUGCGAAAAGGAUGUGCAACUGGCAGAAGUAUAAAUACAGGUUUAUUUGUGCAAAGUGUGUUACAAGUUGAACUGGGACAACAUAAAACUCUAAGAAUACAGUAUGACAGAAACAAUCAGGAGUAUAUUGCUACAGAGAACAAAUUGCAUGAUAUAAUUGUUUUUGAAAUCUGAUGAAAUCUACAAACAAAUGAGAGGGACCUCCGUGCCGACUGGUAAGGCCAUUGGCCUCAAAUUACUUGCCCCUCACCGAUGUGGGUUCGAGCCUCACUCGGGCCGUUGAAUUUUUCAUUGCCAUCCAGCUGGCUUACGUAAGGUCGGUGGUUCUAUCCAGGUACCCGCCCAUGAUGAAUAAUGAACGGAGGGCCAUCUAGGGCUUUCCUCCACCAUCAAAGCUGGAAUGUCGCCAUAUGACUUUAAAGUGUGUCAGUGCGACGUUAAAUCCUAUGGAAAACAACAACCACAAAAAACUAAUGGGCUUCACUAGUUACGUUUUGUCUGUUUCAUAUAUAACACACGCUGUCAAAAGUUUUAGAAUCAAGUAAUGUGUGUCCACACUAAAUGUAAUGAGAGUCAGUGAACGAGUAAGUCAAAAGUAAACAUAUUUCCACACAAUUAUUUCACAAUAUUUAACAGAUUAUUGCUUAUAUUAAGACAAUAAAAUACUGAAACUACAGAAUGAAAUAUUGAUAAGAACUGCUUAUUGAAAUUCACAUUUCUACACUGUGUCACUGUCAUGUAGUUCUUCUCUACGUCUGUUUAACAACUAAACAUUAUCAUUUACUUACUGAAACUGAAUCAUUACGACUACUACGUAACAGAAAAUAGUCACUGGACCUUUCUAAGGCAUUUACAAAUGGUAGUAUACUUUCAAAACAGCACAGAAAAAAUCAGUGUACGUUCAUAUAUAAUCGAAAUUGAAUAAAGCAACUGUGACGUUUGUAAUAAUGGGGUUUUCUCGAUUAGAUUCCUUUUGACUGUAACGCUUUUUUAAAAUGAUUGCAUUGGGUUUAGAAAAUCUUACAACGAUUUUAAAGGCAUGCAUUAUACUUAUGUUGUCGAAAGCUUUAUCAAGCGUAGACAGACUUAAAAAUAAAUAAUUCAUAAUUUAUACGGCUUACACACAAAUGCAUAUACCGCUUCGUAACGUAGAAUUGUCUUUGAACAAUUGGAACACUUGGUCAUAGUUGCCUUGUUUGUGUAUAAUUUUGCAUGUAUGAUAAGCUGAUACGUAUGCAAUGACAUUGUUAACAGCUUUAAUAGCUUACACUAGUCAUAGCGUACAGCUUUUUCGUACAUACUGCACCUGAAUACGGAACACACUUUUAAAUCUAAAAUUGUAGCGAGCACAACAUGUACACGACGCUAGUUUAAAAGAGAAUUCUUUAUUAUUUGAUUUCUGAAUUCUCACAGUAAAAAUGUUUUAAUAAUUCAAGGAAUUCAUUCGUUUUCGUAUAAUAGGUCACCGCUGAAGGCGGUGAUAACCCCGACGUAAGAGGUACUGCGCAUUCCAUUACCUGUCAUGGAACAUGCUAAUUUGUUACUUACUCGCAUUCUAUUCUUUCAUACGAUAUAAGACUAUCACAACAACAGUCUUUUAGUGGUUUGGCUGCGACAAAAAGUAUCCACACAUAGAGACUCAGUAUUGUUAUUUUUUCUGGUCCUGUGUGAUGAGUAAGUCAUGUUAAUGCGUGUGUAGGCUAGUCUCUCGCGGAGUGGGGCUUUGGUAGCUGCAGCUUCAUUACCUCUUAUUUUGUUUACCAACGUCGUUUGCUUUCAAAGCUGAUCCUAUUAAAUUCAUUAAUUUGUUCUGUAAUUGCUAUGCAUUCAUAUCAAAACAUGCACAAUUUAUAUACAUCGUACUGCAAAAAUGACUGUAAAUUAGUAUAAUUUGUUAAUAGGUCAUCAUAAAAACAUAAUUAUAUAUGAUACGAAUACUUUUUGACAUUGUAUUUGUAUUACGAUCCUAACUAGCUUAGUCUCGACAUUGUACAAAUAAAUUCUAUGGUCGAGCUAUUAAUUUGCAAAUAUUGUUCAACAAAAAUGUGUAUGUCAUAGACGGUUACAUUAUUGCUAAUCGGUAUUAAAAUGGGAAUCAUU
Messenger RNA from Mercenaria mercenaria, 3223 nucleotides. RefSeq lists its product as uncharacterized. NCBI's taxonomy places the organism in Eukaryota, Metazoa, Mollusca, Bivalvia, Venerida, Veneridae. The transcript has 5 exons. Gene Ontology annotation, molecular function: protein binding. Bases 176 to 1297 code for a protein of 373 amino acids. The record is from RefSeq and is a predicted model, not a curated record.